CUUGUUGAUUUUCAAAGUACACACACCUGUCGCAAUUAUGUCUACAUCAAAAGAAAGAAUUUUUCAUGUUACGGAAAUUUUGUUCCAACAGAUGUUAGCAGUCUUCGUACUACUUGUAUUUUGGCAGUUAUUUAUAUCAAAUAGCCCUGCUAAUAACAAAGGUACAUGGCAUGUUGUACUCUGUGUUAUGGGUUUCGCUUUAUGUAUGGCAGAAGGUGUACAAAUAUUUAGGCAUGAGAGUGUAGUUACAUUUGGCCACACUAGGGAAGAAAAGAAAAUGGCCCACAUGAUAGUUAUGGCAUUUGCUUUUAUCUGCAUAACUAUUGGUAUCUCACUAAAAAUUAGCCAGAAAGAAGAUUUCAAUCUGGAACAUUUUUCUUCAACGCAUGGAGUUUUAGGUUUAAUUGCAUGGAUACUCAGUUUCAUCGCAGUACUUGGAGGUGUAUUUUCUAUGUAUUUUAGAAAUACGUCAAUAAGUCCAAGAGUGGUAAAACUAUGCCACAUUUUCCUUGGAAUCACCACUUACGCACUUGGAGUUGCCUGCCUUUGCUAUGGUUUAGAAUAUUUAAUGGGCGGAAGGGGAAGAGGGUGGGUGGCUUUGGUUAUCCUAUUGGUCGUUUACGCAACUUACAGUUUGAUUGGACCCUUUAAAUCAAUUUUCAAUUACUUGAGGAACGAUUAGGAAAUCAUUGAGCAUGCAAGUGCUAUUUACUAAAAGAAUGAUUAAAAGACAGGACGUUGACAUAUUUAAGUAUAUUCUAUAUAUUUAUACGUUUUAGUUCUCGCAUUUUUUACUACUGUACGGAGGGUGCUAUUCCAUUUGUUUUUAUACUAUACCAAUAAAAAAUAGAC
This is a messenger RNA of Diabrotica balteata, 852 nucleotides long. NCBI's taxonomy places the organism in Eukaryota, Metazoa, Arthropoda, Insecta, Coleoptera, Chrysomelidae. The record is from the annotation of a GenBank genome assembly.